This is a messenger RNA of Yamadazyma jaroonii, 606 nucleotides long. The record is from the annotation of a GenBank genome assembly. NCBI's taxonomy places the organism in Eukaryota, Fungi, Ascomycota, Pichiomycetes, Serinales, Debaryomycetaceae.
AUGGACCUCUUCUGUAUCUUUUUCUUGGCUGUUUUGUGUUCUUGUUCCUUGGACUAUGCCGACUCAAUAAAAGCCAUCGUUCACAAUCAAGUAAACCCUAAUGACAAUAGUGAAGGGGAAGUAUGGUUUAAUACUACAGGAUAUGGUCUAGCAGACUAUGGGUUCCCUGAGGAGGAUGUUGGUAUAUGGACAUAUUCAUCAUUCAACUACUUAAAGGCAAUAGCUUCACUUGCAAAUGAGGCUGCAAAAAGAUGUUUCCAUGGGGACAUAGUGUUGUUGUAUUACAAAUUCGUUUACAAUGGUCAACACGAAUCAACCGAAGUGGUUUCCAGCUCUGAUAUGAUAAAGGAUAUUGCUGAGUUAUUAGAAAACUCCAAAGGAGCCUCCAAAAAGCAAGAUAAGUCGUUGUAUGAUAUUUUAAGUUCUACAACAUCUAGUGACGAUGUAUUGAAAGUGUUCCAAGUUGCCAAUGGUCUUAAUUCACCAGUUGAUUUACAAGAAGAGCAUUGGAUCAAAUUUCUUUCCAAUCUCUACCUCUUUGGUUUACGCCAAAUUUCAACUUUAGGAGUUGGAUUCAGAGAUUUUGUUUCAGACCUCAUCCAUUGA